GCACAACGAACAGUGAAUGCCAGAGAGCCCACGGUCUUUUAGUACUCCCAACAAACUUUGAAUUUAUGAGUAUCUAAUCCACACAGCCUACCGGACAGACUGCGUCAACUUCGACAGGCCAAAUGGAUGCAGGAAGGAAAUUGUAGCAUCCCACCCUGGUACUGCUGCCGCCGCUGCUCUCCGGGGACAUCCUCAGCUACCGCCGUCAGCAGAAGAAAGGUGUUCAUCGAUCGAGAAGCAGACGAUAUGGGUGCCCACGGCUCGAACCUGGACGCCAUCUUGGAGGAGGACAUGCACCACUGGUACAACAAGUUCAUGCGAGAGUCGCCGUCGGGUCUCAUCACCCUGUUUGAGCUGAAGAGCAUGCUGCAGAUGAAAGGCAUGACCGAGGAAGCCAGCAGCUAUGUGGACCAGAUCUUUUUAACCUUUGACAUGGAUGGGGACGGAUACAUAGACUUUGUUGAAUACAUUGCAGCAGUAAGUUUACUGCUCAAAGGGGAAAUCAACCAGAAACUCAAGUGGUACUUCAAGCUCUUCGAUCAAGAUGGGAAUGGAAAAAUCGACAAGGACGAAAUGGAGACUAUAUUUAAGGCAAUUCAAGACAUCACUAGGAGUUACGAGAUCCCACCUGAGGACAUUGUGACUCUUGUUUAUGAGAAGAUUGACGUAAAUGGAGAAGGGGAGUUGACCUUGGAGGAGUUUAUCAGCGGAGCCCGGCUGCAUAGCGACAUCAUGGAUAUGCUCUCCAAGAUGAUGGACCUCACCCAUGUCCUGGAGAUAAUCGUCAUGGGGCAGAAAGCUGUCAACUGACAAACAUUUGUAAUUCCCAUUACGGGGGAUUAACAAUGGAAGAGAGAAGGGUUUGGGAGAGCUGGAAAAGGCUGAAUUUCAAAGGCAAACUGCAUUGUGUUCAGAGAGCUUUAAGUGCCAAGUUUUGUUUUUGUUUAUCUCUGGAGAUGGAUUUUGGAUGAGUUGACUUUGAUCAGUAGUCUGAAAGAUAGGUCUCUGUUUGUCUCGAAAGUUUGUAAUGUCCUCUUUAACAGAUUCACGUGUGUGUGUAAUGCAAAGCAUCCGGGACACCUUCAGUUCUGUUUCAGGUUGCAUUGAUACCGUUUUAAACGGUAGUUCUUUCAAAGGUACGAAUAGAUCCAGUAACCCAUGUCUAGUAUGAUGACGCACAAGAUGUUUAGUAGUUUUGACGAGGUGUUAUUUCAAAUAGACGAACAUGUUGCCUUAUUCAUCAAUACAAUCUGUUUUUGAUUUCAUAUUCACUUCAGUCUUGUGAUCUUUCCUCAAAAGUUAGAUGGGAGCUAUUGACCAACGUAUUCCCUACCACUUAUAAAUUAUAAUGGUAGGGAAAUACAUUUUUGCCAUCGCAGAAUGUUAUUUGGCUUUCUGUGACCCACAACAAAUGUACUUUCCUGAAGUAUGAGGCAGCUGUGAGGCCUACAUUGAUGGUAGGCCGUCCUGUGUGAAAUGGAAUAUAGCAUAUGAUUUAUUGAGGUAGGAGAUUUUGGGAAAAACAAGUGUGCUUAGUGUUCAAGACGUUACAUUAGAUGAAUCUACCUAUCCUAGUAACCCUAAGCCUCUUAUCAACAGCUUGCUAAAUGGUUUAACAUAAUGUCUAACAAGUCGAGGAAAGGAUUUCAUUUAUAGUGAGCCUGCAAAGGUUAGUGUCCAUGCAAAGGUUAGUUUCCAUUAGUAGUUUGCAAUUGAUGGCAAUAUUGUUAAACAUACACGCAUGCAAGCGCACACACACAUCCAAAUAAAUCCUAUUUAUUCCCAGUUUUCUUUCUCACCCUGCAGUAUAACAGCGAGAUCACCCAGACCCAACAUGUGUUCUGUAUUUAGAUUUCGGAGGGCUGCUGAAGUUCAAUCUACCCAAGUUCAAACAAAUUAUCUGUGCCAUGUUUCAUGCAAACAUGUGAGCUGAGGACGUGCCAUUUUUAAAACAUCAUGUUCUGGGCAUGACCUUUGGUAAAGACCGAGCCAAGCCCCCCUCUAGACGAAUCCCCACAAAAGGAGGUAAUUUAUGGAAAUGAUCCAUCUGUGUAGUUAAUGAUUUAACAAGACAUACAGUGAGUUGCUGGACUUUCAGACACUAUUUCAAGCCCGGAGAAAGUUCAAAUGAAGUAAAUCAAAUAUAGAUAAGAACUUGACCGCACGUA
Molecule: messenger RNA, 2168 nt
Organism: Gadus chalcogrammus (walleye pollock)
Lineage: Eukaryota; Metazoa; Chordata; Actinopteri; Gadiformes; Gadidae
Gene: guca1c
Product: guanylate cyclase activator 1C
Exons: 5
Coding region: 127-810 (227 amino acids)
Molecular function (GO): calcium sensitive guanylate cyclase activator activity; calcium ion binding
Source: RefSeq, a predicted model, not a curated record